Molecule: messenger RNA, 1794 nt
Organism: Bipolaris victoriae FI3
Lineage: Eukaryota; Fungi; Ascomycota; Dothideomycetes; Pleosporales; Pleosporaceae
Exons: 1
Coding region: 1-1794 (597 amino acids)
Molecular function (GO): oxidoreductase activity
Source: RefSeq, a predicted model, not a curated record
AUGGAUUUCUCAAUGGGAAUGGAAUGGAAUGAAGGCGAAGAAAAGAUGCACCAUCUCCUGCGUGUGCCACCACAGGACAACCCCACAUCGACGCAUCUCACAGCCCAAGCAUCAGCCAUGUUCCAGCGCGCUCCUCUGCUCGCAUUUGGCACUUUGGAUGCCCAAGCCAGACCGUGGGUCACACUCUGGGGCGGAUCCCCUGGGUUCACCGAGACAAUCGGCGGUGGUGCCGUAGGUACAUCUACGCUUGUAGACGGCAAACACGAUCCCGUCGUGCAAGCGCUGGUCGCAGGCAGCAAAGGGUUCGAAAAGCCACGAGAAAGAGAAGACGCAAAGCUCGUUGCUGGACUAGCCAUCGAUCUCAUGACAAGGAAGAGAGUCAAGACGGCCGGCCGCCUUGUCGGCUGCAUGGUACGCGAGAUCGAAGGCAGAGCUGAGAGCGAUGGUGCUACGGCAGAGUCACGGUAUAUGAUCCAAGUUGUCACGAUGAUCGAGCAGAGUCUAGGCAAUUGUCCCAAAUACAUCAACCAAUACGAGAUCCAUCCUGUACUUGUUUCGCCAAAGUUAGUUGCGGAAGGUGCCUCGUUAUCCGAUGAGGGACAAGCCCUGAUAUCAGCGUCCGACAUGUUCUUCCUCAGCAGCAGUACCCCAGACGACAUGGACGUUAACCACCGCGGCGGUCCCCCCGGCUUCGUCCGCAUCAUUUCUCCCACGGAAAUCGUGUACCCAGAGUACUCGGGCAACCGCCUCUACCAAUCCCUCGGCAACCUGCAACUCAAUCCCAAGAUCGGUCUCGCAUUCCCAAACUACGCCACAGGAGAUAUCCUCUACAUAACCGGCAGUGCGCACAUACUUGCGGGGAAAGACGCAGCGGAUAUCCUUCCAGGCAGCAAUCUCGCCGUCAAAAUUACAAUUCAAGACUCACGUUUUGUAACUGAAGGCUUACCCUUCCGCGGCACACAAAAGACACAAAGCCCAUACAACCCGCGCGUCCGCCCUUUAUUUUGCGAGGGAAACCUGAAAUCCAACCUCGCUUCAUCCCGUGCUCAAACCGCGCAGCUAAUCAAGAAAACCCUGCUUACACCCAACAUCGCGCGCUUCACUUUCUCCGUGCCAGACACCGACUUCGCGUACACUCCUGCGCAGUGGAUAGCACUGGACUUCAAAGAAGAGCUAGAUACGGGAUACGAGCAUAUGCGCGAUGACGAUCCGACGAGUCUGAACGAUGAUUUCGUGCGGACAUUUACGAUUUCUUCUACCCCUCCAUCUUCCGGUGCAGCUGGCGAAUUCGACAUUACGAUCCGGAAAGUCGGACCUGUAACGAAGUUUCUGUUCCAGACCAAUGAGCGGGCGCGGCUGGAAGUCCCCAUUUUGGGGGUUGGAGGGGGAGACUUUGUCGUGAAGCAAGCGGAGCCACAGGGUGCGAUUGUGCCGUUUGUAGCUGCGGGAGUGGGGGUUACACCGUUGUUGGGGCAGGUGCAUCAGCUGGAGCUUUCGCCUGAGAGGUUUCGCUUGUUUUGGGCUGUGAGAGGGGAGGAUGUCGGGUUUGUGGUGGAUACGUUUGCGAGGUAUCCGGGGCUUGCGGGGUGUACGAGGGUGUUUUUGACGGGGAAGGGGGAGGGGGGAGAGGUGGAUUUUGGGGAUGCGGUUGUGGAAAAGAGGAGGGUGGGGAAGAGUGAUUUGGAGUGUGUGGAGGCAGAUGUGUGGUAUUUGUGUGUUGGGAAGGGGAUGAGGAAAGAGGUGUUGGGGUGGUUGGAGGGGAAGAAGGUGGUUUUUGAAGACUUUGAUUAUUAA